UCACACGCAUUUCUCAUUAUAUUGUUAACAUCUGUGUAAUACCAAACGUAAAUUAUUGGCUCGAAAUCAACACACCGUGUUAAAUACCCCAUGCUCCGCUGUGGAAAUUAUUGAAUACAUGUUUAUGAGCCAGAGCGACACGGUGCUUUACUAUUUACAAUAUAACAUAGUAUUUAUGUAACUUUAAAAUGGUGGACGUAUGUGAAAUCAGUGUUAAAAUGGAGAAAAAUGAAUGUGAAAAGUUUAUAGUGGAGGUUGAUAAUGGGAUAAACAUGCGAAAUAAAGGAGAAAUAGAUAAAAAUACAGAGAAGGUCAAUUACAGACAUCGAUUUAUGCACACUGCAUGUUUGUGUUUUAGUAUGUUUUCCUUGGGCUGGAGAAAUGGUUUGGUCGGGCCCACAUUUCCAGAUUUACGACUGAUUACGAAUGAAGAUUUAUCUACAGCAUCGUGGAUAUUUACAGCAAUUUCAUUCGGGGGACUUUUAGGAUCUGUUUGUGGAGGAUUUGCCUAUGACCGUUUCAACAGGAUCGCUGUCUUCAUGUGUAUUGUCAUCGGACUGGGAAUCGUCGCUGGUGUCGCCCCCUGGUGUACACAUUUCGCCCUGAUGUUCAUAGUUCACAUUUUGCAUGGUGGCUUUGCUAGUGCCCUUGAUACAGCUGUUACUGCCGAUAUGACUUUAGUGUGGAGGUAUCAAGCUGGACCAUACAUGCAAGCUGUCCAUGGUAUAUUCAGUGUAGGUGCAAUCGUAUCGCCAUUUGUUGCCGAACCUUACCUCGCAAAGAAAAUCGAUCCUUUUCCAUUUCAAAGUAGCACACAAAUGUUAAAUGGAACAGUCUCACGUGUAAUGACUUCAACGCCAAGUUUUAAAUCAAAUCCGUCGGGAUCGAAGGUUAAUGCUUCGGUAUUCACCUACGAGACAACGUCAAUGCAGUUUGAUUAUUCAAUAUUGAACUCGACCGUGGAUACUUUAAAUCUCUUAAUGUCGUCUGAAAACUUAACUGAUCAAUCUGUCCCCUCUGUUUAUGGGGAAACUUUCAUUUAUAUUCCAUAUUCAUUAGCUACAUUAAUAUGUUUAAUAGCUGCUUCAUUAUAUCUUAUCGUUUAUUUUAUUUACGGAAAUGUUUAUAACUUGCCAGUAAAUUCUUAUGGUGAUCUCAAAAAGAUUCCUCAAAGAGAGCACUUUUUGUCAAAGAAGAUGAAAACGAUAUUCACUGUACUUCUAGCGUUAACCUUGACCUUUUACGUGAUGGGGGAACGAAGUUUUAUUGGUUUUCUAAUGACCUUUAUAAUAACAGAACUAGAUUGGAGUAAGUCAAGGGGAUCCAGUGCAUCGUCUAUAUUUUGGAUCGCUUUUGCAGUCGGACGUCUGUCUGGUAUAAUUAUUGUGAAAUACAUCAAUAUAUCCGCUGUAAUUAUGACAUUUUUCCUCAUGAUUACAACCGGUGCUGCGUUAUUUUGGAUAGCUGUGAUAUAUAAAAUAAAUUUAUUAGUGUGGAUGUCAAUAGCAAUAGUCGGAUACGGUAUGUCUGUUAUAUUUGCCUCAAUAUUUCUAUGGAUAUCAGAAAAUGUUAGAAAACUGACUGGCAAAAUGGUUAGCGUUAUUUUCAUCUUUUUCUCGUCUGGUGCAAUGGUGUUUCCAAUACUAAUAGGUCAUCUAAUGGAUAAAGUUUCUCAAAUGUGGUUUAUUUAUUCGCAACUUGUUUUAUUUUGUGCCAUGUGUACCUUGUUUAUUUUUGUGUUAGGAUUUUUUAACGUUUUAAAGAGACGUAACGCGAGACUAUCUUUAGAUGUGCAAUAACAAUGUAACUUGAAAAAAUAAAAGGGAAGACCCGUUGCUUAUGUUGAGGGAACUUGUGAGUCAACCCUUUGCCAAAUAUGUUAUUGUGUUAAUUCA
Molecule: messenger RNA, 1895 nt
Organism: Ruditapes philippinarum (Manila clam)
Lineage: Eukaryota; Metazoa; Mollusca; Bivalvia; Venerida; Veneridae
Product: sodium-dependent glucose transporter 1-like
Exons: 4
Coding region: 189-1799 (536 amino acids)
Biological process (GO): transmembrane transport
Source: RefSeq, a predicted model, not a curated record